AUGCUGCUCGCACCAUCCUUCCUGCUACUGCUGCCCUUGCUGGCCAUGCCAGCCCCCUCCCUCACCUGGACACGGCCCCUCUGGUACCAGGUGGGGCUGGACCUGCACCCUUGGGGGUGCCAGCCAAACACCCUGGAUGGUUGUGGGAGCAGCCUGGGCUGUCCUGGCCACUGGAUGGGCAUGGGGAUGAACCGCAUCUACCCUGUGGCCGGGGUCACAAUCACCACUACCAUGAUGCUGAUGAUCAGCCGGGCCGUGCUGCAGCGGCGGCGCUCCCAGGCUGCUAAGCUCGAGCAUCCUCAGGUGACUACUAACCCCUCUGGACCCUGGAAGCGGCGGGCCCCAAUCUCAGACCGUGCCCUGCUCCGUGGGGUCCUGCACAUGUUAGAUGCCCUCCUGCUCCAUAUUGAGGGCCACCUGCAGCGUAUAUCCAACCAACAGAAGACCCAAAUAAAGGAGUGUCCCACCCAGACUGGGUGA
Nyctereutes procyonoides (raccoon dog) is the source of this 480-nucleotide messenger RNA. It is a transcript of the gene TMEM89, whose product is annotated as transmembrane protein 89. Bases 1 to 480 code for a protein of 159 amino acids. The record is from RefSeq and is a predicted model, not a curated record. NCBI's taxonomy places the organism in Eukaryota, Metazoa, Chordata, Mammalia, Carnivora, Canidae. The transcript is spliced from 2 exons.